Molecule: messenger RNA, 3200 nt
Organism: Wasmannia auropunctata (little fire ant)
Lineage: Eukaryota; Metazoa; Arthropoda; Insecta; Hymenoptera; Formicidae
Exons: 4
Coding region: 2630-2971 (113 amino acids)
Source: RefSeq, a predicted model, not a curated record
AUAUUUAGUUACUAUAUUAUUUUUAAUCAAGAAUUACGCAUUUUCGAGAAAACUGUCUGAUAUAGACUUUAUUUAAUUUUGAUACGUCCCAUCUGCGGUCGUUUCGCACCCGCGGGCGAAUCGAGGCAGAUGCGAAUUGAACAGUGUGCACGUUUGUGGGAAAAUGCGUCAGCGCAAAAGCGCGAAAAUGUGGUUGAUGGAAAAUGAGAUCGCGAUAAAGUUUUACGCGGUGCUUGAAAGAUUUCCGCGCGACACGCUGGAAAAUCUAACUGCAUAUUUUGCAAGACGGAACGUCGGAAGUGUACGUUAAGGCAUAUCUCCGGUAUAUCUCCUGGGUGGCAUUCGCGUGUCGUCGUCGUCGUCGUUAUCGCGUCGCUGUGCGCCUUGCCGCUUUUAUUUUUUUGCCACUUUUAUUGGCGGAAGUGUCGAGCGCCCGCAAAAUUCAUUCCCGUAUGAUUUGCGAAUGAGGCGUAAAGUCCCGCACGGCAAUUUUAAAUAUACAAGCGAUCACGGAUGCAGCACCGCCGCGUGGGUGGUAUAUUCUCUCACGUUUAGAAUCUCGACCGCGUCUAUUCGGAGCGGAAGCACGUUAAUAUUCUAACAAAUGGAUUAAGUGGCAGAUUUGCAUAAUACAGCACGGUACGUUUUAUACGGUCUCCUUGGAAUAAAAUCUGUUUUAUUCCGUGGGCAGUAAAAGAAUUAUGAUUGGUUGAUAAAAGGUCUUGGAUGAUAAGUAUUUUUAAAAUUCACUUUUCAAUGCACAAUGUCGCUUAAUAUUGAGGUUUAAUUUUAAGUUUGGUGUCUUUAGUCUUAUCCACUUUUAUAUCAAAGAAUUUAUAAUUAUUUUUUAUUGUUUAAACGAUUAUCUUUCACAAUGCUUAGAGCUGUUGAUGUCUUAAGAAAAUUUAAGUAACGUGUUUUCCAACAUAAAUUAAUUAGUUUUGUCCUUUGUCUUUCUUUCAUUUAUGAAAAUGAUAUUAUAUUACAUUUUCUCCUUUGAAGCAAGAAACUUGCGAAAAUGUGGAAAAUCUUUUUAAAUCUUCGCGAAUUUAUUAAUACAUUCUUCAUCUACUGAGAUGGCGCGUAUAAUUCGUAUUUUUAAAAUUAAUUUACGCCAAGAUAUAUAUUGCCGCAAAACUAAUGAAAUGCAAUGCCUUCGUGCUGCAUUCAUUUAUUUCAAUGCUAAUGAAAGAUUCGCAAUAAGGUCGUUUAUUUGAAGUACGGCGUGAACUUUGCGUAAAAGUCGAUAUAUCUACAUGAAAACGGAUGUCUCGUAAUUAUUGGUUAAAAAUUAUCGGUUAAACAUUUGCUAAAUUAAAUAGCAGCCCGACGUAUUAUAAUCCACCGUCGACGUAGCAAUUAAUAACGGGGAAUUGUAAGUAACGUCGACGGCCCAUCUCUCCGAAGCUACGGUUGAUAAAGUUUCACAGUAUUCUCCGCCGGUGUGCCAUCCGGAAGGACGGAGCUCUUCCCAAGAUUAAAAAUCUCACACUACUUGAAGCCGGCGUGGUAUAUACUUUACAUCGCUUUACACGAAAUAGAGGACGCAGCAGCACGAGCGGCGCGGCGUUUCUCCAACGCCCAGAGAAAACAUCUCUCCCGUCGUUACCCGUCGGUGACGCGUUCGCCAUUCGGUUAUAUUCAAUUGGAUCGGGUCGGUGUUGUCGCACAGACCAUUCGAGUGCGACCCGAGGGUUUCGAGGGGUCCCAGGUUAGAAUGUACAACCGGAACGCCUCACUUUGUACAAUCCUCUGUAUCCGGCAAAUGAUCGAAGCGGAUGGAAAAAGACCUCAGCUCCUCCCGCUAAUUAAGUUACGAGAUGCGCUUCUGGCCAGCCGUAGCGCCCCUUACUCUUCUCCGCCCCGAAACCGGAAACGAGCUGCCGCGGAUUAUUUCCGCGAGGCGAAAUGUAGGGCGAAGUCCCGAUAAUUAACGCGCAAGCCAGUUACGGCGUACCAUCCCCCGAAAUAAACAUCAAUCAACGGCGAGUGUUAACUUAUUAGGGUAAAAGAUUACGUCACGACGUCCGGCUGCGGUGACUCGCUGGCGCACGUGAUAAUGACACGAUGUCCGGCUUUGUAUUUUCAACGUGGAGUUAAAGCGCUCCACGGUAUCUGGGCCCUUGUAGAAAGAAAAUUAAUGACGACGCCCGCGCGCUCGCGCGCCGUUAAAGAUAAAAUAUUCCUCUCUAUCUGUCCCGUAUGUAACAUCGCCGUCCAGGUGCUCCUAUAAUUUUAGAUUGCUCGGUUUAGUCUGCAAACGCCGCGCGACUGCUUCCGACGACCGUGAGUGCAAAUUCAAUCGUCACGUGCGACGGAGAUCGUCGCGGUAAAAUUUCCGGAAAAAUUCCGGUGCUUCCGUCCGACCUCGUUCCCUCGUGAAAACCGUUACUGUCCCUGCAAAUGCAAAAAGCCGUCGCGUCUGAAUUAUUCCGCACCUUAUGCGGAGUGAUUUAAGGUGCAAAGGUCUAGCUGAAAAUAGGUACGUUAUAACGACGAAGACCGAUAAGAUAUUUACACUUUAUCGAUCUUAUAAUUAAUGACAAGUCAAGAUGACUGGUAAAUUGUGGACGAUUGCAUCAACUCAUCUCUUACGAGAAAAAUCAUCUUCGUAGAACGUACGAACAUCAUGGAUUUUCUCUCUUCAAUGGGAGAAUCUGGGAGCCGGUUAAAAUGUAAAUUAGUCGUACCGCACGAUCCGCGAAUUGCUCGAUUUCUCCCUUUAAAGGGAGCACUUAGGGUCGAUCGACCGGUUGUAAAAGCGGAUGGCAACAACGGCAGCGUCAAUGUAGCGCUACCCGCGGGGUUACAGCGUUACGUUGGAUUAGCGAGAGAUUUAUGCCCAGUCAGAUUAAUACCAAAAGCUGCCCCGGAACGGAUAAGCUUUGCACCUCUACGUCACGGAAGAUACUUCAACCGAGAUACAUUUGUACUCGCGCCGCACGCGGAAAAACUGGAUUUCAAAGCGUAAAAAAGGUUCAGGCAGUUUAUUUUCCGCGUCCCCAAAAAUUUGCUCCGCGCUUUUCGCAGCGCGUGUCAAAAAUGUUUUCGACGUUGACGUCGCCCGCGUCUAUCAUUUAUUACAGGUUGUAAUGGCGUUAUUCGUACAUAAAAAUAUCGAACGCGUUUCCAUUAUCUUUUUACACGACGUUAUGUGUACAAGUGUGCAAUGAAAGAAAUAUAUCGGACAUACGAUGUAA